UGAUCCUAGAUUAGUAACCCUUAUGCUGGCUGUGCUCCUCCUUUAUGCUCACACCUUUGUUUUAUCUCCGUUAUAAACUGGUCAGACUUCCACAGGCAGCUGGAGUUGAUCACACAUCACCAUGCUUGUCUGGAUACUAGUGUUUGCCGCGGUGGGUCUUCUCGUCCUAUUUUUCCGCAAUCCGCACUUUUUCCAGGAUGUCCAAUUCGUGCGUAAAAAGUUGAAAACGAGGAGCCGCAUCCUGAAAUACAUGCAGACCAACUACUCCUUACUGGAUCGGUUCAUAGACGCAGAGAAGGAGCAUCCACACAAGCCGUUCAUCCUGUUUGGAGAUGAGACCUUUACCUACCGGGACGCGGAGGAGCUCAGUAACAAGGCGGCCCGGGUGUUACUGCAGAGUGGCCUGCUGAACCAAGGAGACACGGUCGCGCUGUUCCUCGGAAAUGAGCCCGUGUUUCUGUGGCUGUGGCUGGGUUUGGUGAAGAUCGGAUGUUCCGCUGCUUUCCUCAAUAGCAACAUCAGAUCCAAGUCCCUGUUACACUGCUUAAAGUGCAGCGGAGCCAGGACUCUGGUCGCUGCGGAAGAGUUACAGGAUGCUGUGGAUGAGGUCUUGCCUGCUCUGUUGGAGCAGCAGGUCACUGUGUUCAUCCUGACUGACAGAUGCCAGACUGCAGAUGUGAAGAGCUUCAAAGAUAAAAUGAGCCAGGCCUCCUCUGAGCCGCUGCCCAAGGAUUUAAUGUCACAUUUAACCCUGCGGAGUCCAGCAGCCUACAUUUACACAUCCGGGACAACAGGUUUCCCUAAAGCAGCUGCGAUCUCUCAUGCCAAACUGUGGCAAUUAGCCUGCUUCCCGUCUCUAGCAGGAAUGAACUCUGAUGAUGUGAUUUAUAUCUGCCUCCCACUUUAUCACACCACCGGCUUCCUUGGAUUUGCUUCAGCUAUUGACAGAGGUAUCACAGUGGCUUUGAGGAGUAAGUUCUCUGUGUCGCAGUUCUGGAACGACUGCAGGAAAUAUGACGUCACCGUCAUACAGUACAUAGGGGAAAUCAUGCGUUACUUGUGCAACACACCAAAGAAACCUAAUGAUCGAAGCCACAAAGUGAGACUUGCAAUAGGCAACGGGAUCAGAGCCGAUGUUUGGAGGGACUUCAUCAGCAGGUUUGGAAACGUUAAAAUCAGAGAGUUUUAUGGAGCGACUGAAGGGAAUUUUGGUCUGAUAAAUUACAGCGGCAAGAUCGGGGCUGUGGGCCGAGACUCCUUCCUCCAUAGGAGAUACUUUCCACACGCUGUGAUCAAAUUCGACGUUGAAACAGAAACACCUCUGAGGGACUCCUCUGGUUUAUGCAUAGAGGCUGCCAAAGGUGAGCCUGGACUCUUGGUUUCUCAAAUAUCCUUGAUGGCUCCGUUCUCGGGGUAUAUGGGAGACCUGCAGCAGUCUGAGAAGAAGAGGCUGCAUGACGUCCUGAGGAAAGGAGACUUGUACUUCAACACUGGUGACCUGCUGCGCAUUGAGGAGGAUAACUUCGUCUACUUUCAGGAUCGAGUGGGAGACACUUUCAGAUGGAAAGGGGAGAACGUGGCUACAACUGAGGUGGCUGACGUGAUCACGAUGCUUGACUGCAUUAAAGAAGCCAACGUUUAUGGAGUGGAAGUGCCAGGUCAUGAGGGGAGAGCAGGAAUGGCUGCCAUUAACUUAACUGAAGGACUCAGAUUUGACUCGGCAGCUGUUUUCAAACAUGUUGAAAACUUCCUGCCGGCCUACGCAAGGCCACGAUUCCUGAGGAUUCAGAGCUCCUUUGAUGUUACAGGCACAUUUAAGCAUUUGAAGAUGAAGCUGGUGGCGGAGGGUUUCAACCCAAAUCAAAUCACCGACCCGCUCUACUUUCUGGAUGAAAAAGACAAGAGUUAUGUCCCACUUACCGUGGACACAUUUAACUUGAUCACCUCAGGCCAGAUCAAAAUGUAAAGUCUUCACCUGAUGCAUUGUCACAUAUCAGCCACCUCUGAUGUCCAGUGGAGUCUUGCGAUUUUAUCAUAUUGGUUCAAAUGUGUACUUCUACUUUUUCAGUAAUUUCAUGUUUAUUACUAUUUGACUUAAAUCCUCCUGUAAAAAGCCUGUUUGAGCUGAGAUGAAAUGUUAUAGUUUUUUUGUGUGAAACAGAGCUGAUUCAAACAGUGACGUGUGGACCAUUCUGGUCAAUUGAGGCCAUUGUAUGUGUAGGAGCUGGACACUCAGCAUGUAAACAACACAUUUCUUCUUGUGUCAUUGUUGACUUCUUGUUGUCCCCCUCUUUAGGGAUCCAUUUGAGGAACAUUUAUUUAUGUUUCUGAUAAUUUUAUGAAUUAAAUUCUACUUAUUUUCUAUAAUUAAA
Gymnodraco acuticeps is the source of this 2372-nucleotide messenger RNA. Its product is annotated as very long-chain acyl-CoA synthetase-like. Gene Ontology annotation, molecular function: long-chain fatty acid transmembrane transporter activity; long-chain fatty acid-CoA ligase activity. Bases 122 to 1966 code for a protein of 614 amino acids. NCBI's taxonomy places the organism in Eukaryota, Metazoa, Chordata, Actinopteri, Perciformes, Bathydraconidae. The transcript is spliced from 10 exons. The record is from RefSeq and is a predicted model, not a curated record.